Molecule: messenger RNA, 1786 nt
Organism: Impatiens glandulifera
Lineage: Eukaryota; Viridiplantae; Streptophyta; Magnoliopsida; Ericales; Balsaminaceae
Product: plant intracellular Ras-group-related LRR protein 1-like
Exons: 3
Coding region: 60-1655 (531 amino acids)
Molecular function (GO): protein binding
Source: RefSeq, a predicted model, not a curated record
CUUAUUACUGACGAUUCGUAUUUUCAACAGUUGCUUUUCAUUUCUUCAAGAUCGACUCCAUGGAUCCGAAUCCAAACAACUUUCCAAUUCUAUCGUAUGUGAUGUCCAAAAUCCCUAGUAUUGGACCCCGACGCGGAGCCGAUUCACCAGGAUUCGACAUUGAGAUGCCGCAAUCGUCUUUUGACAGUCCUUUGACUUCAUCUUCUUCAAACGAGCCAGUAUUUGAUCUCACUGAUCGGAUGCCUCGUCUGACUGAUCCCAAAAUCAUUGCCUCAAUGCGAUCUGCCGUCUCCGAGGUCGCUCAGUCCCGAGCAGUUGUCAGAACCUUAGGCCAACGUCCAGAUCAUGAAACAGUUGACACCGCGAAAGCAAAGCUAGCAGAGAUCGAGGCAUCGUUGUCAAAGCAACUGGAGGAGGUUGUUCUUUCGCCUCGUCCGAGCGAUGUCGAUAAGCUCGAGUGGCGUGCGCAUCUCGAGGACAAGGAGAAGGAAAGCAGGGACGCGGCGGAGAAGGAAAGGCAGAUGUAUAGAGCGGUUAUUGCUUUGGAUGAAUUGCAUGCUUCCUAUGAGAAGAUGUUAAGUGAGUCUGAGAAGAAGCUGGAAAAUAUUUACGAGUCGGCUGUGGCCGGACGUGAUUUUGAUGAAGUAAAUCUUGCUUCUGUUGAGGAGGAGGUGGUGGAUGAGGUAAACGAGGAAGUUGUGAGCAUUUUGCAGGAUUCCUCAGGAAUGGAAAUACAGAGAAUUGAUCUAUCUAAUCGCCUGUUGCGGUUUCUACCUGAGGAGUUUGGGCGUUUUAGCCAAUUGCUUGUUCUUAAUCUGUCCUCGAAUCAACUUCAGAUACUUCCUGAUUCAAUUGGAGGCCUUACAAAUCUUGAGGAGCUUAUUAUCUCUUCAAAUCUUCUAGAGACUCUUCCAGAUUGCAUUGGGCUACUUCUUAACUUAAAGGUUCUCAAUGCUUCAAGCAAUAAGUUAGUUUGUUUGCCAGACAGCAUUUGUGGUUGCAGGUCUUUGGUGGAGCUGGAUGUUAGCUUCAACAGAUUGACUUACUUGCCAACUAACAUCGGCCACGAACUGGUGAAUCUAGAAAGGCUUUCAAUUCAACUAAACAAGAUCCGAACACUUCCAACAUCUGUAGGUGACAUGAGGUCUUUGCGUAUACUAGAUGCUCAUUUCAACGAGCUUCGUGGCCUUCCAAACACAAUUGGGAAAUUAUUGAAUCUCGAAAUUCUGAAUCUGAGCAGUAAUUUUAAUGAUCUGACUGAACUCCCUGAGACAAUAAGUUUGUUGACUAAUUUGAAAGAAGUUGAUCUGAGCAACAACCAAAUCAACGCUCUUCCUGAUUCAUUUGGGCGUUUGGACAACAUAACGAAGCUUAACUUGGAGGAAAACCCGCUAGUGGUCCCGCCGAAGGAAGUGGUUAGGGAAGGUGUGGAAGCGGUUAUGGUGUUCAUGGCUAAGAGAUGGCUGGAUAGAUUAGUGGAGGAAGAGGAAAGGAGUAUGAUUGAAACGCGAGAGGAAGAAGUACAAACUGGUUUGCUGUCUCGUAGCUCAUCUUGGUUGAAGACUUAUGCUACGUCUCUAUCGGGGAGAUUUGUUGGUUAUCUUGGAAAUGUUGGUAAGUCGCCGAUAGAUCCUUCUCUCGAUCAACAGCUAUAAAUGAUGAGUUUGGAUUCUUCGUUUUAUUUAUUUUAUUUUUAUUUUGAAUAUUUUCACAAGUUUGAAACUUUUUUAGUGUUUUGAUAAGUGAGUUUUGGAAAUGAAAUAUGAGCUUAGACUUUGGUUGAUUA